AUGAAGCCGGGAGGAGCAUCUGCUUUGAACCCUUAUGCAGCGUCUUAUAUACCACUCUCGAAAAGGGAUUCAGCUGAUGGAAUUGAAAUUCCAGGAUGGACUAUGCGGAGUGGGAAUCAAAAUGUGUGGUAUGGGUCUGCUGAUCAUAAUGCACAGAUCAUGCAAAAUGAUAAAGGGCCAAUUUGUGUUCCUGAAGUGUCUACUCCAAAGAGUCAGUCUAGGUAUGGUUUCUAUGGCUCAUCGUCACAGAAUCUGAAUGAAGUGACAGGGAAGCAGACGGUGGAUGAGGAAUUUGAAAUGUACUUGGACUAUCUUCGGAUCAAUUUUCCUGGCAUGUCAGACGAGUCCCUUACUGAUGUCUUUAUGGCUAGCAGGGGUGACUUGGAAACUGCUGUUGACAUGUUAAAUCAACUCGAGUUUGACAUUCUUGAGUCUUCUGGAAAUCUUCCUGACACCUUGGACAUUGGGGAUGUUUAUGAAUCCGGGCCUUCAGCUGAGUCGUCAUCUGUGAAACUGAAGACUGUCGUGGGUGAAGCCAGUGCCUCAUCUGGCUCCUCAGCCGUGGACACAGUAUCCUCAGGUAGUAUGCUAUGGUGUAAAGAUCAUCUUGAUGUAGAAAUGGGUUUGGGGUUUCAUGUAAAGCUUGAAUAUGAGAGGGCAGGGCGCCUAGUCAUGGAAUGGAAGAUCGACUAUGCAAGGUUUCCAAUUAAUGGAAAGCGUAUUACUGAUGCUAAACGCAGAAUUGCAGUAAACUACUCAUGUGAAGGCGUCCAUUUCCUUGAUCAAUAUCUCACAAGGGAAGUUAACUAG
Messenger RNA from Dovyalis caffra, 810 nucleotides. Lineage: Eukaryota; Viridiplantae; Streptophyta; Magnoliopsida; Malpighiales; Salicaceae. The record is from the annotation of a GenBank genome assembly.